AUGUAUCUGGAUUCAAAAUCGGUUAUCUCAUUGCAAGUUUCCCGGACUCGAUACCACCUGCAAGAAGGAUCUCGUUCGUCUCGCGGCCCAGAAGAGACCCCACAAUCAUCAAUCGGAUCAAGAGUCUCCCAGCUUGCAGCUCUUAUUAGCAUAACGACAUCCCAGAGCCCCUUGCCUUCCGACAAAACAAAUGAGCCGUCAGGCCGCAGCUCAUUUCUCUUCGGAGACAUUGACCAGGAAGCGACAGACACUGUGUCCAAUUACUUUUCGACAACGUCUGUCUCUACAGUCAACAGUUCUCUUUCAGCAUCGACAGCUAUUGAGAUAGAUGGACAAAGCGGUCAGAGUCUUAGCGACGGCAUAUCACCGUGGGAAACGUCUGCCGCUUCCAUGUUAGAUUAUGAAACGAAGAAUGACACGGCAAAUGACACAUUACUCGGCAUCAUUAGCACCUAUACCAGUGCAGAUACUCUGCUACCCCCAUAUAUGGACACGACGAUUCGACCCACAGUAAUGACGGAUCUUCCCUCGGAAACUAGUGCGAGGCAUUUCACAUCUGCAGUGUACGAUACGAUGCGCGAUCCAUCACAUUCCCACCUUCAUCUCACCCCCUCCACAGGUUCGUCUCUGAUCAAAGUGCCUGGGCACCCCGGAACAGAAACAACAAGCAUGCCCAACUCGUGGAUCAAUUCAGUCUCUUCAAGCCUCAUAACAACAGAGACAGCUACUGGGAUGGAAGUUCCCGACGUCGGCGGGACGGAGACUGUGUCACAGACCGCAAACCCUUCCAGCCCGGCGGGAUAUGAUCCCACCAUGUGUAAUACCCGCGCAUCGCAAACGAUACCAGGAAAGUCUCUAGGAGCAGCUUUAGGCGCAGUAUCGGGUGCAGGUUUCCUCUUUGCCAUAGUAUAUAUUCUACAGCCCUUUAUUUAUGCGUAUUUUGUGAAGUUUCAGGAUAAGACGCGAUCUACUGCUUCGAAUGAAGUUAAAUCGCACGAGGAGGAGUCUAACUCAACUUACUAUCGAAGCGAAAAAGAAAUAUCGCGGUUCUCAAUCGAUAGUUAA
Penicillium oxalicum is the source of this 1065-nucleotide messenger RNA. RefSeq lists its product as uncharacterized. The record is from RefSeq and is a predicted model, not a curated record. The transcript has 2 exons. The coding region runs from base 1 to 1065 and encodes 354 amino acids. NCBI's taxonomy places the organism in Eukaryota, Fungi, Ascomycota, Eurotiomycetes, Eurotiales, Aspergillaceae.